GAAGGUCCAGUGAACAGUGAACGUUAUCUGUCAUGGGCAAACGUCUUCCUGGUGGUCUACAGCAUCGAUAACAUGGAGAGCUUUAAUGGCUGUCAGCUGUACCUGCAGACACUUGCCUCACACAACAAAACCUUCAGGCCACAAACUCCCAUCAUUCUUCUGGGCAACAAGAAGGACAUGGACAGAUACAGACAGGUGCGUCAGUCGGAUGGUGAGGCCUUGGCGUCUCAUUUUGGAUGUGUAUUCUUCGAGGUGUCCGCCUGUCAAGACUUCCACUCUGUACAGCAAGUCUUCCACGAGGCAGUGAGGAGGGCGAGGAAAGGCGGUGCCUGUGGCUGCUUGGUCCCCGCCAUCUAUGCCAGCGAGGACAAAGCACUUCUGGGUGUCCCAUCCUUUACUACACCAUGUUACAAGGAGCUGCCAGUGCCUGCCAACGCGAAGCUGAUCACAGUGAAGACAUCCAGAGCUCAGAGCAAACGGAGAGCUUCCACUCUCACCUUACUCAAAGGGUUUAAGAUAUUUUGACACAUUCUACUGCAUGUCCUGUGAUACUGUAAGAGAGUUGUAGGUCCUUAUGUAGACAGGCUUCUGAAGCAGCAAGAGCAGCUCCACCCUACAGACAUUUGGCAGGUUCAAUGAAAAAGCCUGAGCAAUCUUAACGGAGGCUUUUCUUAAUAUGUUGAUUUUAUGUUGAGGUUUUACACUGAAAAAACAGCCAUGUUGGAUUUACUUAACUCAAUAGUGGACAUUGGUUGCACACAACUGCUUUGCCUUGGCAGAAAUUUAAACAACUGAGAUAAAUCAACACAACAUAUUCAUGUUCAGUAAACCUGUGCAUUUUGUGUUGAUAAAACGCAAGCGAAACAUGUUCAGAUGGAGUAAGUUGAGCUCUUGGAAUAUUUUAAUCCUUCACAAUUUUGUCAUUUUA
Pundamilia nyererei is the source of this 928-nucleotide messenger RNA. RefSeq names its product RAS-like, family 12 (gene rasl12). The transcript has 2 exons. The annotation marks the transcript as partial. Lineage: Eukaryota; Metazoa; Chordata; Actinopteri; Cichliformes; Cichlidae. The record is from RefSeq and is a predicted model, not a curated record. Gene Ontology annotation, molecular function: GTPase activity; GTP binding.